AUGUACUCUGUCUGUCUUCUAAGCAGGUUCAUGGAAUCUCCUACUAGACAGCAUCAACUGGCUGCUAAGAGGGUGCUGCGUUAUCUAAAAGGGACUACAAAGUCUGGAAUCUGGUACAAGAGAAAGGAAGGAGAAGACAGACUGCUAGGGUACACUGACAGUGAUUAUGCUGGAGAUGUUGAUGACAGAAGAAGCACCAGUGGCUAUGUGUUCUUCCUUGCAGGUGGAGCAAUCUCCUGGGCCUCUAAAAAACAACCAGUAGUCACACUCUCUACCACAGAGGCUGAGUUCAUUGCUGCAGCAUACUGUGUAGCUCACUGUGUGUGGCUGAAGAGGAUUCUGGAAAGCUUGGGUUGGAUCUCGAGUGCAGAAGGCUGUACAACUAUUCUCUGUGACAACAGUUCAGCAAUUAAACUAUCCAAGAAUCCAGUGCUGCAUGGAAGAAGCAAGCACAUUGAUGUUAGGUACCACUUUAUCAGAGAUCUGGCUAAGGCAAAGGUUGUAGAACUGGAGCAUUGCACCACUCAUGAACAAGUGGCUGACAUCAUGACAAAGCCACUGAAACUGGUGAGUUUUCAGCUCCUGAGGAGUAAGCUGGGAGUGUAUGAUCUUGCAGAGUUCAUGGAAGAAGAAGUGAACUGA
This is a messenger RNA of Linum tenue, 642 nucleotides long. The record is from the annotation of a GenBank genome assembly. NCBI's taxonomy places the organism in Eukaryota, Viridiplantae, Streptophyta, Magnoliopsida, Malpighiales, Linaceae.